Messenger RNA from Pecten maximus, 4727 nucleotides. RefSeq lists its product as uncharacterized. Lineage: Eukaryota; Metazoa; Mollusca; Bivalvia; Pectinida; Pectinidae. The record is from RefSeq and is a predicted model, not a curated record. The coding region runs from base 386 to 943 and encodes 185 amino acids. The transcript has 3 exons.
GAGUGUUAGUAUCCAUGUGUGUGAGAAUUAAAUCAAUACAUGAAGAGCGCAUGAACAUUUAAUUGAGCCAUGGUUGUGAGCUUUUAAAUUUUUUAUGUAUUAAAGCUUCAGUGUCGACUUAUGGAAAUCGAUUGUCCGUGGUCCACGAUACAGGUGUAUGUAUACACGAACAACCAGCCAGCUACACACGCCACGACCGUACAUUGCGCCACAGGGUAAAUAUACACAUGUGUGUUGGAGUGAUCGCAGACGAAAACAUUGAGUGCGUUGGUAAAAAGCUUUGUGCCGACCAAGAUGAAUUCGUGAUAUAUGUCAACAGAACUGCUGUUAGGAGAAUCACAUCCCGUUAUUUCAGGUUUCUAAGAACGUCUUCAUAGCCUCCAGCAUGUGUCUUUUGGAAAACGCCUGCGCCUUGCUUCUAUUCACCAUGGAGAGUUACCAUGUGAGUAGUCACAUCAUGGUAAUAACAAGAACUCGUCUCCUUCCGCGCAAAGAUCUAGUCCGUCUCCGAAUAUAUUUCCUCAUCGACCUGCUAACAGUUUUCUUCUCUUCAUUUGUGUUUCUACAACGACUCCAAUGGUUGGCAGGCAUACAAAUUCUACAACAUCUCUACUACUUUAUUUUCUGGGAGAAAACGAAGCCAGCAAAGAAGAUAAUCAGCUGGAGUUCUAUCGACUGGACCAAAAGCAACUUCCAACAAGAAUGGCACUUUGAUUCCAUCCUUGGUACUUUAUUUGACAUCGGCGUCCAUUUGGCUUUCGCUGUACUUCUCGGGGAAUAUCUGACCACAGUGCAGAUAGUUGUAUCCUUGAUGGUUGGUCACAGUGUCCUCUUCAUGUUCCUAUGGAGCCGAAGGUUUGCUUGGAGUAAUCCCUGGUCUCCACCAAAAUGGGUACAGAAGAGAAUUCAGCCAGUUACACUGGAUAAGGCCCGCUGGUUUUAAUGAGUCUUUCAAAUAGGUCGAAGUCAUGGCAUUGCGUGCAGUUGGUGUUUAGUUCAAUGCAUAGUAAAUUUCUCAACUUUAAUGAACUUCAAACAGGGAAACAAUCAAAUGAAUAAGGGUAACCUCAUUAAUGCAGCCGAUACCAUUUUUAUCUACAAUGGUAUAAUAAAAUGAUAAUUGUUACAAUAAUGGUAAACAUUAUAUUGAAGUGAAGGAUGUUGAAGGUGAAGCGUAUAUAUGAUUUGUAUGUCCUCAUUAAGACUAUGAUAAUAUAGAGUGUAGCUGAAUCUCCGAUGUCUAUUUGAAAUGUUUGUGUUAAAAAUAGAUUCAAUAUCAAUUAAGAUCUGAUGUUACAUAUACUGUAAUUUACGAACAUAACACGUAUCUAAGCGAUUGUAUCGGUAAUCAUUUAACAUAAUAGUGUGCGGAGAAGAGACUUACUGAAUAUCCUCAUCCGACCACAGCUAAUACAUGUUGUACUACACAGUUAAAGAUCCUAGCAGUCCUGUAAUUAUACCAACAGGUUGCUUUAUAAUUCUAACGUUGCCACAUAAUAAAAAAAAAUAUGCAAUGCUAAUAUUAGUGUUGAAUGAUGUUGUCAUUCAACAAGUGUAUUUUUUUCAAAAUGCAGCAAAUUCCAGUUUAAUUAGGCGAUAUUUUUUUUAACAGGAAAAAUGCACUUGAUAUCAGAACAAAACUAUCCAUUAUAUAUACGCAAAACUAUAGGAUUCGUGGUUAGGAAUAAGAUUCAUCAGUUUGGUAUGAAUGAUAUAUAUAACAAGUUAAUUUUGUACACAAACAAAAAUUGAAAACUUUCUUUGAGAGCUUUCGAAAACGUCUGUUUACAACAGCCGAGUGUCGGUGUUCUGGCCGCUGAAUGUUUACACCAGCCGAGUGUCAGUGUUCUGGCCGCUGAAUGUUUACAACAGCCGAGUGUCAGUGUUCUGGCCGCUGAAUGUUUACAAUAAGGCUAGUGUCGGUGUUCUGGCCGCUGAAUGUUUACAAUAGCCGAGUGCCGGUGUUCUGGCCGCUGAAUGUUUACAACAGCCGAGUGUCGGUGUUCUGGCCGCUGAAAUCAGCUUACUUCCCAAAAAAGGCCGAGUGAUUGAAGUCAAAUUCGUAGAAUGACAUUUCGUCCAAAUGGAUACCAAUACUGUAGGUAGGCAGAGGGACGGAUAAGAUGUUUACCCAUUCCGCCACUUAUUCUAAAGUGUUGGAAGGGAGGGAAACUCGAAAAUAAGAAAAAUUAAAGAAUCCAUAUGGAUAGCGAAGGAAGGGAAAUCAUUGAACAGAGACGAGGGGGAGGGGCACCAGUUGAGCCAUUUUUAUGACCCUAUUUUAAGGGGUAUUGCCAGGUUCAAUGGCCGACAAUAUCAGAUGAAAAUAGGUUAUUCAGAAAACAUCCAAUACGGGGCGGAAUGUGAAAACAUCAUACCCAUCCAUCUGCCUAUCUGCAGUUUUAGAGUGCAGUUGCGUUAAAUGUCGCACCUUAUGAAACAAUUCCAAACAAAUAUUGAAUACGUUUUCUGUACUUUAGUAGAAAAUCAAACAGUAUUACAUGAAUUUUCAAACAAUUGUUCCUCAUUUAUUGUUGAAUGGAUUUUUGCAUUAUUCUUUUUAAUUACUAAUGAUAGUUAGUGUGUAUUUUUGAAUAAUUCUUUCCAUUGUUAUUUCUUAAAUUACACAGGCAAAAUGUCUUGAGGCAAGUUUGACCUGAAAAAAUAUUGAUCUGAAAUUGACCUGAAUUAACAGGAAGACAUUUUGCCUGUGUACUGUAUUUGUUCUCUUCUCUCUGUAUAUAUCAGUAGAUCUUUAGAGACUUCUGUCUUAAACACAGGGGCCAAAUAAUAAUGGCAUAAUAUUAUUGUCAGAUAUGUUCAUGUUCAACACAGUCGGAGACAUUAUAUCUCAUCUUAGAUUAAAUAUUUUGUAUUUUACUAGAUUCUGAUUUUUUAUAUUGCUUUUAACAAACAGUGACUUGAUUUUAACUGAUUGAGUAAUUUCAUGAUGACAUGUUUAUGAUAAUUUACAUGUACCUACCAGUUGGUUUCUUGUUUUGAGCUAAGCUUGAAAUAUAUAGGUUUUACAGUUGAUGUAGAAGUACGGUCAUAGUAAUGUGUUGUUACUGCUAGAUUUUACCUUCAAAGCCUUUCUGGUUUUCGUUUUUAAAUAUUUUUGUAUGUCUACGUGUAUCAAAACGAGACAGAGAUCAUUAUUCAUUAAACCAUUCUCAGCCAUGUAUUUUGUUGUCCAGCAUGUCAGUUUAUGACAAAACAAAUAACUUAUUUCUAAUAGUUUAGAAUAAAUUCUAUACAUGUGAUUAUAUAUUGAUUUCUUGUUGCAUAUCUCAAACCUGUACAUGAAUUCGGUCAGAUACCAGGGAGAUAAAUUGGAUGAGAAUGGUUUGAUUAAUAAUUUUAUCAGAUAAAUAUAUUAAGUGUAUGUUAUGUUCAUUGGUGGGAGCUAGUCAUGAUAUGCUACUGUGACAAUCUUGUCAAUCCACAUAUCCAUUUCUGGACAACAGUAUUUUGGAAAGACUAGAUGGCAGUGAAGGAUCAAUGCAAGCAUAAUUGCUUUGUUUGAAUUGUUUAUUUUUAUUUUUCAUUUAUAUGAUGAAUACUUGUAUUAGAUUGAUGAAUGUUUCAAAUUUAUCCCACAUUUCAGUAAUUCUUCUGAUGAUUAGUUUUAGUUUCUCACUUAUGUUUAAUUUCUCCUGGUUUUCCACUAUUAACGCAUUUUAAACAGUAAUUGUAAAAUUAACUAUUCCCAUUUAUAUUGUACAGUAUACAUAUACAGCUGUACAUAACAUCAUGAUUUCCAUUAUCUUUUUGAUAUUUCCUAAUACGGUAAAGUUUGCAUUCCUUUUUUAAACUUCUGAGAAAUGAUUGGAUAAACUCGUGAUUUAAAAGUUAAUAUCGCAAUAUAUAAGAUAUAGUAUGUGUAUUUUGUGGCAGUACUGUCAUAUGUAGGAAUUAUGAGAUGUGAUUAAAUGUCUGUGAUUAUUUUAAAUGAGUGGUUUGAGUUUUCAGAUCAUCUGAUCCGACGGAUCGCGGAGCUUAUAACAUGACGCGAUGACCUUCGUCCGUCAUCUGUCUGUCAACUUUUCUAUUUCGUUGCUACUCUUCAUAAACGAGGGAUGCAUUUUACGAAAUUUGGUUAGAAGCAUCCCAGGGAAAGGGGAACAAAGAUUGCAUAAAUUAUGGCUCUGGCCCCUCUGGUACCGGAGGGGUGGAGCUAAAUAGGGGAAAUAGAGGUAAGUGCUUUAAAUCGCUACUAGUCAUCAAUGUGAGAAUGGAUGUUGGCCGUAUUUGGUCAGAAGCAUCCUGAGGGAAGAGGGAACCAAUUUUGCGUAAAGAGUGACUCGGGCCCCUGGAGCGGAGCCCAAUAUGGGAAAUAGAAGCAAGUCCUUUAAAUAGCCUCUUGUCAUAAAGGGCAUAAUAGAUUUGACCGAUUUUAUUCCGAAGCAUCCUUUGCUGAAGUAGAAUCAUCUUUGUAUAAACAGUGGAUCCGGUCCACCAGGGGUCUUAGGGGCGUUCCAAAAGGGAGAAAUAUAACAAAUUCUUCCGUAGAGGUUUUUGAAAUAAUCACUGCCAUAUCAAGGCGAGCGAUACUGGACCUCAUGUUAAUGUAAUGCUUUGUUUUUUGUUGUUGUUUUUUUUUUGUGUUUGAUUUUUUAACAAUUCGAAAAAUGUUUUUAUCAUCAAAUGGUUGAUUAAUUUAAUCUUAAAUGAGAACAUGUCAUCUUCCCAUUUUGGAUUUAGAAUUAAAAUUGCGUUUCUAUAAA